Lottia gigantea (owl limpet) is the source of this 1336-nucleotide messenger RNA. RefSeq lists its product as hypothetical. NCBI's taxonomy places the organism in Eukaryota, Metazoa, Mollusca, Gastropoda, Lottiidae. Gene Ontology annotation, molecular function: beta-catenin binding. Bases 22 to 594 code for a protein of 190 amino acids. The record is from RefSeq and is a predicted model, not a curated record. The transcript is spliced from 5 exons.
GUUUGAUAUGUACAUUGAAUAAUGGCAUCUAGAGGACAACAAGAAACUGGAAAAUUAAAACAGAAUUUGGAAGAACAAUUAGAUAGAUUGGUACAACAGUUAACUGAUUUGGAAGAAUGCAAAGAUGAUUUAGAGGAAGAUGAAUAUGAAGAAACAAGAAAUGAAACAAUUGAACAGUUGAAAGAAUUUAAAGAGUCUUUGGAUAAAAUGAUGGAAGGCAAUCUGAGUUUAGUUAGUUCAUUAAAUGGAAUGCAAUUGGCCAUUCAAGCUGCAAUAAGUCAAGCUUUUAAAACACCAGAAGUUAUUAAAUUAUUUGCUAAAAAACAACCAGGACAAUUACGACAGAGAUUAGCUGAGAUUCAAAGAGAUACAAAGAUUGGUAAAAUGUCAAGUGAUAUAGCUACAGAUCAAUCAGUAGAAAUAUUAACAGCUUUAAAAAAAUUAGGUGAAACUUUAACACAUGAAGAAGAGGCUUAUUUACAAUCCAAUUCCUCAGCAAGUCUCAAACAAUUUGAAAAAGUUUCAACCGUUUUAGCAUCUAGUGAUAAGGUUUUAGCUGUAGCAGGAUCACAAGUAGAAGAAGCAGCCAGAUAAAAGCCACAUUUAUUGAAAGCAAUAUUCCAUUAUACAAUAUUAUGUUCCAUAACAAAUGCUUUGAAAUAUAUUAUCAGGAUAUCUUUAUAGGGAAGUAGUCAUUAAAUCAUUAAUCAUCUUAAGGUGCUCAAGAUCAAGUUUUUUGUCUGAAUUAAUAUCUGACAUCGAAACUGAUAAUAAUCAAAUAUAAAUGUACUUACUAAGUAUAAAUGAUGCUGGCAUUAUUACAUGCAGAUAUAUAUGCUGCAAUUGAUGAUGACUUAAUGCUCUUGCAACUGUCAUCAAGUUUCUGUUUGUGAUAGAUGAACAAAAAGCAUCAUACUUCUGAAAAUUGAUUGAGUUGAGCUUUAUCUCCUGCUCUUCAAAUAUAUGAACCACUAUGAAAUACUGAAGGUUGUUCCUUUUAUUCCUUUCGUCAAAAUUGUCUUCUCUAAGUUUCAAUAUUUUAUUGUUUUUAUUAUGUAUAGUAAUUGUACUUAUUAUGAUGUAAUGUCAAAUGUUUGAUUAGUUUUGUUGUGAAUCUUUUAAACCAACAUCAAGUGUUGUGGUUCUUAGUGCAACUAUUAUGAUUAAUGAUUAAUUCUAAGGUGAAUUCUUCACUUACAACAGUCAAACAUCACAUGUGUGUGGAAAGUAAAGGCUCUUUAGCAGUUAUAUUUUUUGCAGUAUUGUUAGAAUUGAUUAUUACAAUAUCUGUUUCCAGCAGUGAAAUAUAUUGAACAUGAAAUAAUGCAGUUUAUUU